GUUGUCGUGUGUGAGCGCAGCACAACAAUGCCUCUGGACACUCGCCCAGCAUGCUCAUCCAUACAAUAUAGGAAAGACCGCUGCUCAACCCACGUGGACAGAUAGUCCAGCUGAAUCUCAAAACUUCCAGAACCCGAACCAAGUCCUUAGCGCUACAGCCGACAUCAACUUCCUUUCUUUAAGCAGCGGACGAGAGACAAAUCGACCAAAUGGUCGCCAGUUCAAUCGACUCUAGUUGAAAAGCUAGCGAGGGCAACAUGAGUUGGAGCUUCCUCACUCGUCUGCUUGAGGAGAUCCACAACCACUCCACCUUUGUCGGCAAAGUGUGGCUGACUGUGCUUAUCAUAUUUCGAAUCGUGCUCACAGCCGUCGGAGGGGAGUCCAUCUACUCAGACGAGCAGACCAAGUUCACUUGCAACACCAAGCAGCCGGGCUGUGACAAUGUGUGCUAUGAUGCCUUUGCACCCCUCUCGCACGUACGCUUCUGGGUCUUCCAGAUCAUCAUGAUCUCCACACCCUCCAUCAUGUACAUGGGCUACGCAAUCCACAAGAUUGCUCGCUCGUCUGAGCAGGAGCGGCAGAGGGGGCACAGGAUCCGCAAAAAGAUGCCGGCUCAAUCGAGAUGGAGGGGAAGCCGCAAUCUGGAGGACGUCUUGGAGGGGGAGGAUGAUGACGCCGAGCCGAUGAUCUACGAAGACACACUAGAGGGUCCGGAGAGCAAACCUGAGCUGGUGAGCAGCACUUGCAAAAAUCAGCUAAAGCAUGAUGGUCGCCGAAGAAUCCUUCAAGAGGGGCUGAUGCGGAUCUAUGUUCUUCAGCUCUUGUCACGAGCCAUCUUUGAGAUUGCUUUCCUUGCGGGACAGUACCUCCUGUACGGCUUUCAAGUUAGUCCUUCCUUUGUGUGCAACCGGGUCCCCUGUCCACACCGAGUGGACUGCUUCAUCUCCAGGCCCACUGAAAAAACAAUCUUCCUUCUCAUCAUGUAUGUGGUAAGCUGCCUCUGCCUCAUCUUGAACGUGUGUGAGAUGCUUCACCUGGGAAUCGGCACUUUUCGAGACACACUGCGCCUCAAGAGGAAUCGGGGUCGGCGGAGCUUCGGCUGCCCAUUCUCCCGCAACAUCCCGGCCUCCCCUCCCGGAUACAACCUUGUGAUGAAGACAGACAAGCCCAGCAGGAUGCCGAACAGCCUCAUCACAACCCAUGAGCAGAACAUGGCCAACGUGGCCCAGGAGCAGCAGUGCACGAGCCCAGACGAGAACAUCCCCUCCGACCUGGCGAGCCUUCACCGACACUUGCGCGUGGCCCAAGAGCAACUGGACAUGGCCUUUCAAACGUACCAAACAAAAAACCACCAGCAGACCUCCAGGACCAGCAGUCCAGUGUCUGGGGCAACUAUGGCGGAGCAAAACCGUGUCAACACAGUCCAGGAGAAACAAGGGGCCAGGCCCAAGUCAGCCACAGAGAAGGCUGCCACCAUUGUAAAAAACGGAAAAACUUCGGUCUGGAUCUAGACAUAGUUUGUGUUUUAACAGUGAUAUCUUAACCCUUUCAGGGACAGCGGUUACCACAGUGGACAGCUUAUCAUGUUAUGUUACAGGGUGCAUGAAAGGGUUAAAGACUCUGCACAUGAAGACCUGCGUUACUUUGGACAACAAUCAGACCAUUUAAAGCAGGGGUGUCAAACUCAUUUUUGUCACGGGCCAUACUGUAGUUACGGUUUCC
Molecule: messenger RNA, 1722 nt
Organism: Hippocampus comes (tiger tail seahorse)
Lineage: Eukaryota; Metazoa; Chordata; Actinopteri; Syngnathiformes; Syngnathidae
Gene: gjc2
Product: gap junction protein gamma 2
Exons: 3
Coding region: 258-1511 (417 amino acids)
Biological process (GO): cell-cell signaling
Cellular component (GO): connexin complex
Molecular function (GO): gap junction channel activity
Source: RefSeq, a predicted model, not a curated record